This is a messenger RNA of Cyphellophora attinorum, 1020 nucleotides long. RefSeq lists its product as uncharacterized. The transcript is spliced from 2 exons. The coding region runs from base 1 to 1020 and encodes 339 amino acids. The record is from RefSeq and is a predicted model, not a curated record. Lineage: Eukaryota; Fungi; Ascomycota; Eurotiomycetes; Chaetothyriales; Cyphellophoraceae.
AUGUCGACGCGAGCACUACCAAUACCGACAAUCCCGCCGCCCAACAUGAUGGCCGCCGUCCUGCCACCGCAAGUCCAUACACUGCCCCAUCGCCUCGCCGCCAAUGAAGGCCAUGUCCCCGAAUCACAACUAGGAUGGCUCCGCCCAACAACCAUGGACACACCCCUCUCAGUAAUGCGCCACCGCCUCCAAACCGACAAGUAUCUCUUCCUCAAAGGGGUCAUCCCCCGUGAAGACGUCCUCGCGAUGCGCGCCCACUACUUCUCCCAGUACAACACCACCGAUCUCCUCGACCCCUCACAACCUGCAUCCCUCGGAAUCUUCAACCCGUCCGCCUCACCGUCCUCGCACGCCGGCAUCGGCUCCGGCUCUAAUCCGGCCGCUGACGCCGAACUCCAAAUCCUCAUCAACGCACACACCACGCCCCAAUACCGCGAUGGUCCGCAAUCUCGUGUCCUGGGACUCGGAAGAGAUAUGCUCCGCCACAACGUCCCCGGCGGGAAGUCGACGGGCGUGCACUACGACAAGCUAUUUCUCCGUGGCGGCGACGCGUUCUUCUUGACUGCUUGGGUCCCGAUCGGUGAUAUAGCCUACAACGGUGGCGGGCUGAUCUACCUCGAGGACUCCGCUGAGCUGGGCGAAGCCAUCGAGGAGGACUUCACCCGCCGCGCAGAGGCUGGGCAAUUCAGCGAGGAGGAAAAAAUUUCUGCCUUCAACAAGAACAUGUCCGCAACGGGCAUCCUCAGCGAUAACCCAACGGUGUUCCACGCCAAGCACAAGGAGAUAGCGGAGCGGAUUCGGCGCGAGCGGAAAGGGUAUAAAUGGUUGACGGCGGAUUACGAGGCGGGGGAUGUGGUGUUUCACUACCCCGGGACGAUCCAUGCCAGCGGGCGGAACGAGGAUCCCAAGGGCCGGAUCAGAUUGAGUACGGAUCUGAGGUUCUAUAGUAAGGAGGACUACGAGCGAGGGGCCACAGACGAGCGGUGGGGAAAAUUCUGGGUGGCGGAUGAUGGGCUCUGA